GAAAAUUUAUAACAGAAUAAGGAAUAAAUAAGAAAGUUAUUGAUAUCCAUUUACAAUUUGAGAAAAUAGAAAAGUGAAAUUCAAUACUGGAUUUUUUUUUUUGAGGAAAGUUGCUACUGAAGAGCAAGGUUGAGACUAGAAAUAAUCCAUAAAUUCAUAACAACGAGUGAAAACCGCAAAGCUUUUCUAAAAAAAGUUAUAUAUGCUCAUUCAUUGUGCAAAGGAAACGAAUAGAAGCAAAUUUAAGUAUUUUUUGUUUCAAACGGAAGUGUGGAAAAUGUAAAAUUAACAAACUUUCUUGUGGUUUUUUUUCCGUGGAUAUAAAAACCGAAUAAUAAGCUAAAAUUAAAGGCGUUAUUUUCGUAAGGGAAAAUCUUUAUAUCGAUUUUACAGCUAUUCUUCCCUUCAUCGUGGUGCUGAAUAUAAAACAUAAAAAUUUAAAUAAGAAAGGUAUUGUGAGAGGCAAAAGGUGGAAAAUUUAUAAUCAUAAAAAAUGUUGUGGAUACUGAGACGUACAGGAGCUGUCAAUUUCUUCAAUUCAAUCAAUAACAAUUAUGUGGGAAGAUCAAAUUCUGUCAAUUUCUAUAAUGGCAGUGAUUCAGGUAAAAAUAUCUCGCGACAACGCUUCCGGUAUGGAAGACUGAGUGUAGACUCUGAUGACCAAAAUUACAAUCAAAAUGAUGAAAUCACUAACGGUAUGCUUGGAGAAACAGGCAAUAUUAAAUUUGCGUGCUGUGAUGAAAUGCGAAGGAGCCAUUGUAAUGUUGACAAAAAUGGAAAUGGAAUUGAUUUGGAGAGUGACAGCAGAAUAAACAACUUUAAUACAAAUACGAAUAACAAUAAAAUGGAUAAAAAUAAUAACAAAUUGUAUAAAAGUGAUAAAAAUGGUGAUCCAGAAAAUGGAAAAUUCAAGAAACAAAAUGACCAAAAAACUAUAAGUAGAUUGCAAGCAAUAGGAAUGGCCGAUGAUGAUGAUGAUGAUUUCGAUGAAUCACUAUGUUGCAAUGUAUGUGAUAGAGCUUUUCAGUGUCCUCGACAGUUAGCCUCACAUCAGCAAAAAAAGAGGCAUUUUGGAUGUGGAGGAUGUGAUACAUUAUUUCCAUCAUUAAUGUUAUUGGAGCAUCAUAAGGAACAAUAUGAGCAUUGGAGCGAUUCUGAUGAGUAUCAAUCUUGUUGUCGACGAAAUCGUCGAGAUGAUUGUGACUUUUCCGAUUCUGAGACGUGCACGAGUGACGCAGAAAGCGAAGACUUGGAAAGACUUUUGUAAAUUGGUUUCUUAAUCUUUCAUUAUCAAAAACUAAUUAUCGUGAUGGCAGAAAAGGGGAAAAGUGAAAGAGAAAGUCAUAAAAGUUUUAGAUCUAUUUCAAUUUAUAUGUCAUUUACUCCGUUGGAUGAUUCUCUUACUCUUAUUAACUUUUUUUGCCUUCACAUAGACUCAUUUAGGAUUUAAUGAUGGCUAUUAAAAAAUUAGCAAAAAAAGCGCAAAAGAGAACACAUUAAAAGUUCUCGUUCAUAAUCCAUAUCCUUUAUAUUACGGCCCAAUGAGAACAAAACAAAAUGACGAUUAAAUAAAGAGAAAAAUAUAUAAAAAGCUAGAAGAGAAGUAAGAAAUAAUGUAAUUAAUUUUUGACCCUUUUUGGAAUUAGAAAACGAAUUUUCUCGAAGCUUUUGCGAAAGCCGUUUUUAUAAAACUUACCUUCAUUCAAGUGUAGCCUUUAACUCAUAAAGCUUUUUGCUUGCUUUAAUUAUUUAAGUAAAUUUUAACUUAAUAAAAU
Messenger RNA from Chironomus riparius, 1775 nucleotides. NCBI's taxonomy places the organism in Eukaryota, Metazoa, Arthropoda, Insecta, Diptera, Chironomidae. The record is from the annotation of a GenBank genome assembly.